Dreissena polymorpha is the source of this 2148-nucleotide messenger RNA. Its product is annotated as arginine kinase-like. NCBI's taxonomy places the organism in Eukaryota, Metazoa, Mollusca, Bivalvia, Myida, Dreissenidae. Gene Ontology annotation, biological process: phosphocreatine biosynthetic process. The coding region runs from base 196 to 1401 and encodes 401 amino acids. Gene Ontology annotation, molecular function: creatine kinase activity. The record is from RefSeq and is a predicted model, not a curated record. The transcript has 2 exons.
UAAUGGUGCAUUUUACAUUUCGUAUGAGAUUGUCGACCAACUGAGGUCGAUUGAAACUUUGUACGUGCAGGAUCAGUUAAAUCAAUAGUUAGGUUUCAUUACUGGAACGAACAGUGGGAAAACUAAACGCUUAGAUCAAUUAUUGUGAUCGGUAUCUGCAGAAGUUAUAUCGUAAGCAUCGCUCACUGAAGAAAAAUGGAAUCUUCUGAAUUAGCAGGCACUGUGACGCAGUCAAUGGCAAAGGAGGAUGCAUCGAUUGACCCAUAUUUCCACCUCAUCUUGAACGACGAUCUGGCCGAGAACAACUGGCCGAAAGUCUUGGACGAGUACAAGAAGCAACCAAAGCAUUCACUUAUGGCUCAAACCAUGAGUAAGGCUUUGUUCGACAAGCUUAAAAACGUUCAGUCAAGCAGUGGUUGGACCAUUGCUCGGGCAAUCAAUACGGGAGUCUGCUACCCCGACUCGUUCGUUGGCUGCCACGCUGGUGAUUUGGAUUCGUACAAAGUCUUCAAGGAUCUGUUUUAUCCUGUCAUAGAAAAGUACCACGUGGGAUACAAGCUAGAUGGCUCGAUGAAACACGUCACAAGUAUGGAUCCAGAACACAUCAAGGUGGAUUUGACGGACGAAGCAAAGUCUAUCAUUGUUUCCACGAGGAUACGUUGCGCCCGAAAUCUGGCCAUGUUUCCGCUGAACACAAGCGGAUCUCUGAAAACGAGAAUGGAAAUUUCAGAUUCAAUGGAAGCCAUUUUUAAAGAAAUGUCAAGCAGCGAUGAAUAUAAAGAUUUAGGAGGAACCUUUUUCAGGCACACGACGAUGACCAAGGAAGAGGAACAAAAGCUUAUCGAUGACCAUUUCCUGUUUAAAGGCAAAGACAAAAUGCAAGCCGCGUCUGGAUACCAUCGCUUUUGGCCCCACGGUAGAGGCAUAUUUUGUUCUAACGACAAAAAGUUCUUGCUCUGGAUCAACGAAGGUGAUCACCUUAGAAUCAUAAGUAUGGAGCAGAGCGGCGACAUAAAGGGAGUUCUGCGUCGUCUCCACAGGGGCGCUGUAGCGAUCGAGCACUACCUGAAGAAAAAGUACGAUGUGAAGGACGUCUUCAUGAGCGACCCUAUACUUGGAAUGAUCACGUGCUGCCCUAGUAACCUAGGAACGGGCCUUAGAGCCUCUGUCCACUGCAGGGUGCCAAAGCUUAUCAAGAAAAUUGGAUUCCAGAAGAUCGACGAGCUGGCGCGAUCGAUGAAGUGCCAGGCUCGUGGAACCAUGGGCGAGCAUUCGGAGGUCACGGAUACCGUGGACGUUUCCAACUGGCGUCGUCUGGGAUUCCCGGAACACGAACUGGUGCAGGAUAUGAUAAAAUGCAUCAACAAGUUUGCAGAAAUGGAAUGUUCGAUGGAAGAUUAAGAUACUAUAUUAGUUCAACAACUUAAGAUACAAGGUCAAUAAUAAGUUUAUACGCGAUCUUCAUAUUUUGGUACGGACUAAAUAGAUUCUUCUGAAUGCAUUUAUAAAGUUAAGCAGUUUGUUUUCGUGAUCAGAUAAAUCAAGCUUUCUUUGAUUCAUUUUAUUCAAACGAAUACAUGAGGAACGUUAAUUAUUAUGCUCUUUAUGAUCUUAUUUAUUAUCCCUUGUUGGGUAAAUCGUGCGUUAACGUGUUGACAAUCAUGUUAGAUUUUUGAGACGAUUUAUUUUGUUUUACAUUUUUUAUUAUACACUUGCGUGUGAUAUUCUUUUUUUCACUUUCAAAUUUCUUUACAAAUUGUGUUUGUGCAGUUAUUACGUAUUUAUUGCAGUUUGAAUUGUGUGGUUUCACGUCGCAUUUUAAUACUUUUCUGGAACAUUUAUAUUAUUUUAUUGAUUGUAUUGUUCGUGUUAAAACUGGGCGCAUCGGUAUAACGCACGUUUUGCGUUUAAGCUAUAGCAUUUACGUUAACAAGUAAUUGGUAUAAACUGUUAUUGUUGCUGUCUUUGAAGACACUGUUUGAAAUCAGUAUUCAGAUUGACUUUUUCAAGAUAUACACUUUUGCCAUUUGUUGUUUAAAAAAGACUUUUUCUAUAGCUUUGCUGUUUGCUUUUUGGCUUAUUUGUCAAUUAAUUUAUCAUUUGUUUGCAUAUUUUGCAAAGUUUGAAAUAAAGUGUUUUCUGAAUAUA